This is a messenger RNA of Sporothrix brasiliensis 5110, 3522 nucleotides long. Its product is annotated as ubiquitin carboxyl-terminal hydrolase 7. Bases 1 to 3522 code for a protein of 1173 amino acids. The record is from RefSeq and is a predicted model, not a curated record. The transcript is spliced from 6 exons. Gene Ontology annotation, biological process: regulation of protein stability; protein deubiquitination. NCBI's taxonomy places the organism in Eukaryota, Fungi, Ascomycota, Sordariomycetes, Ophiostomatales, Ophiostomataceae. Gene Ontology annotation, cellular component: nucleus; cytosol. Gene Ontology annotation, molecular function: cysteine-type deubiquitinase activity; cysteine-type endopeptidase activity; protein binding.
AUGAACCCGGAAGAUAACGUCUACGCGAUGGAGACCGACGACAUCACGUUGACAAAUAGCGGCUCCGACCAUGAGAUGGCGACUGCACCUGCGUCGGAGGUCCCGACGACCAAGAUGGACACGGACCCCGACCAGCCGCUCGCGAAUGACUUCGACUCCAUGAAGGAGCUGGUGCUUACGCCGCUCAUCGAUGAACCUCCCAUCCUGGAAGAUGUUGUUGACACAUGGACGGUCGACAACUGGCGCUCGCUGAAGAAAAAGGAACAUGGUCCGGUUUUCAAGGCUGGCGGCUUUCCUUGGCGCAUUCUUCUUUUCCCGCACGGCAACAACGUCGAUUAUGUAUCGGUGUACCUCGAGCACGGGUUCGAGCCGAGCGAGAUCCCGGAUGACUGGGUGUGCUGUGUCCAGUUUGCGCUGGUGUGUUGGAACCCCAACGACCCGAUGAUAUACGCGACGCAUACGGCGCAUCACCGCUUUACAAAGGACGAGGGCGAUUGGGGCUUCACACGCUUUGUCGAGCUGCGCAAAAUGCUCCACAAUUGGGAGGACCGUCAGCGGCCCAUGAUCGAGAACGAGUCCGUCAACAUCACCGCCUACGUCCGCGUCGUCGAGGACGAGACCGGUGCGCUCUGGCACAGCUUUGUCAACUAUGAUUCCAAGAAGGAGACGGGUUUCGUUGGUCUCAAGAACCAGGGCGCCACAUGCUACCUGAACUCCCUUCUGCAGUCCCUUUACUUUACCAACGCUUUCCGCAAGGCCAUCUACGGCAUUCCUACGGAGUCCGAAGAAACCUUUAGCAACAGUGCAUACACGCUCCAGCGACUAUUCUACCAGCUGCAGACCUCCAAAACAGACGUCGGCACAAACGAGCUCACAAAAUCUUUCGGCUGGGAGUCAAGACACAUCUACAUGCAGCAAGACGUUCAGGAACUGUGCCGCAAGCUGAUGGAGCGCAUGGAAAAUAAGAUGAAGGGCACGGCCGACGAGAACCUGCUGUCCAAGAUCUUUAGUGGCAAGGUCAAGACGUACAUCUCGUGUAUCAACGUCGAGUAUGAGUCGAGCCGUAUCGAGGACUUUUGGGACAUCCAGCUGAACGUCACUGGCAACAAGGACCUACAGGCCAGUUUCGAGGACUACAUCAGCGUCGAGCGGAUGGACGGCGACAACAAGUACUUUGCCGGCGACAAGCACCAGCUGCAAGACGCCAACAAGGGUGUCAUCUUCCAGAGCUUCCCCGACGUUCUGCACUUGCAGUUGAAGCGUUUCCUCUAUGACUACUACAAGGACGCGCCAACCAAGGUCAAUGACCGCCACGAGUUUCCCGACGUCAUCGACCUUGCACCGUACUUGUCUGAAGACGCCGACAAGUCCGAGCCCUGGACGUACCAACUGCAUGGUGUCCUCGUCCACAGUGGUGAGCUGGAUGCCGGCCACUACUAUGCGUUCUUGAAGCCGACCAAGGAUGGAUGGUUUUACCGCUACGACGACGAGAAGGUCACCAAGGCGACGAAGCGCGAAGUCUUGGAGGAAAACUACGGCGGUGCCUAUCCACCGCUGCAGAACCCGUACAUGCGGCAAGGCACUACGAAGAAGAUGCCGAUCAUGCGGCCCAACAGUGCCUACAUGCUCGUGUACAUUCGGCAGUCCCGCGUGGAGAAGAUCCUGACCCCCGUCUUGGAGACGGACAUUCCCAGGCAUAUCCAGACCCGCUUCGAGGACGAGGCCCAGCUCCGCGAGGCGAAGCGCAAGGAGCGCGAUGAACAGCACCUGUACAUUGGCAUGAAGGUUAUUACCGACCACACCUUCCAGCAGCACACCGGGUUCGACUUGACCAGCUUCGACAGCCUGCCCGACACCGACGCGUCCGCACCGCGCAUCUACCGGUUAUUGCGUACGUCAACAGUCGAGGAGGCAAUUGCCACGAUUGCCGAGGACAUGUCGCAAGACCCGAAGCGGGUGCGCCUCUGGGUGAUGGUCAACCGUCAAAACAAGACGAUUCGUCCGGACCAGCCAAUCAUGGACACGCACCUGACCGUCGAAGAGACGUACACUCGGAUAUCCUCGCAUAGAGACAAUAUGCUCCGUGUGUGGGCCGAGGUGGCGGAGGACGUCGGGCCGGACGGCGAGGCGAUCUGGCCCACAUAUCAGAGCCAGCCGAACGGCCAGGUCGUCAAGAACGACCUGAUCCUUCUCUUCCUCAAGUACUUUAACAUUGAACAACAGGUCAUUACCGGCAUCACGCACGUCUACUUGAGCAAGGAAAAGAAGGUCGAGGAGCUGUUCCCGGUCAUCAUGAAGAAGAUGGGAUGGGGUGAUAAGCUCACUGAUGGGGACAAGCUCCUGCUCUGGGAAGAAAUCAAGCCCAACAUGAUCGAGGCACUUAAAGCCAAGCAGUCUCUGAAAGCCGCGGAGUUGCAGGACGGUGAUGUGAUUUGCUUCCAGCGGUACUCGGAGCGCAAGUCGUCGUCGGAACGGUCGUCGUUUCUGGAUCGUAAGACGACCAGCGAGAAGUCGUCCGACAAGUCAGGGGCUGUGGCCAAGAAGUGGGAUUACUUCACUGAUGCCAAGACGUACUAUGAGUUCCUGCUUCACAAGAGAGAGGUCCAGUUCAUGCCGCACCCUGCACGAUGCAAUGCGGACGAGUACCCGGCGUUUGCAUUGCUGCUCAAUGUCCGCAUCACCUACGACCAGCUGUGCGAGCGCGUCGGUGAGCAGCUCCAAGUCGAGCCGACCCACCUGCGGUUCUACACUGUCAACAACAAUGCGUCGGGCAGCCCGCGAACCGUGGUCAAGCGCAGCGUGGCCCAGAACCUGAACACCAUCCUGAGUCCGCAGGGCUACGCGACGCUCGGCACGUCGCAGAAGGCAGACGCCCUGUACUUUGAGGUGCUGGAGAUGAGCUUGGCGGAGCUUGAGACGAAGAAGGGCAUUAGACUUGUUCUUCUCAGCGACGGCAUCUCCAAGGACGAAUCCUUUGACCUUUUCGUCAGCAAGAACAGCAACACGGAAGACCUGAUUCAGGCUCUGGUGCGCAAGGCCAAGAUUCCCGACGAGGCCGAGGGCGGCCGGAUGCGCAUCUACGAAACAAGCGGACUCAAAUUUUCGCGCGUGCUGCCGAGAGACUACCCUGUCCUGAGCCUGAACGACUACUCGCAGCUGAUUGCUGAGCGCAUCCCGCCCGAGGAGCUCGAGGCCGAGGACCCGCAGGUCAUCCAGGUCUUCCACUUCCACAACGAGCCCAGCAAGGUGCACGGCAUCCCUUUCCGCUUCCUGCUCAAGGAGAACGAGCCGUUUAGCGAGACGAGGAAGCGCCUGGAGGCGCGCACUGGCUACAAGGGCAAGAGCUUUGAGAAGAUCAAGUUUGCGCUUGUGCGUCGUAUGCCGUACUCCAAGCCCCAGUACCUGAAUGAUGAUGACAUUCUCUGGGACUUGGCGACGCAAGAGGACGACUUCCUCGGCCUGGAUCAUGUGGAUAGGACGCGGGGCCUUAGGAACGGAAUAGAAGACCUGUUCCUCCACUAG